This is a messenger RNA of Lytechinus variegatus (green sea urchin), 3064 nucleotides long. Its product is annotated as profilin-like. The transcript has a single exon. Gene Ontology annotation, cellular component: cell cortex. The coding region runs from base 188 to 610 and encodes 140 amino acids. Lineage: Eukaryota; Metazoa; Echinodermata; Echinoidea; Temnopleuroida; Toxopneustidae. Gene Ontology annotation, molecular function: actin monomer binding. The record is from RefSeq and is a predicted model, not a curated record.
GCGCGCCGGGUACACCGGGCGCGGCGGCGAGCGCGACAUCAUUACAUGUAAUGCGGAAGUCCGUGUGAAUCUCUUUCGUUCACCAUUCCUGUGUUUCAUUACAUCGAAAUUGCUGCUAACUUUUUUGAGAUUAAGUCCUCAUUUUCAUACCAUUUUCUAAUUUGAACUAACGCAAUCCUCCGCAAGCAUGUCUUGGGAUUCUUACAUCGAUAACCUCGUUGCUCAGACCAAAGAUGCGUCGGGUACCACCCAUUGCGACAAGGCGUGUAUAAUCGGUCUUGAUGGCGGAGCAAAGUGGACUUCAGAUACUCAUGGAAAUGCAUAUAAGAUUACUCCUACAGAGGGAGCAAAUAUUGCUAAAUGUUUCAAGAGCCAGGAUUUCUCUCCAUUCAUGGCUUCGGGGGUCUUUGGAGAAGGAGUAAAAUACCAAUUCUUAAGAGAAGAAGAUAAGAAGGUUGUGUUUGCCAAGAAGAAAGAUCAUGGAUCAAUCACUAUGCAGGCGAGUAAGACAGCUAUAGUACUCGGCCAUUGCCCUGAAGGGUGUCAGCAAGGGAACUUGAAUAAAGGAGUUGCAAUCAUAGCAGAAUACUUGGAAAGCCUCGGUAUGUAACGUGCACCUAACGAUGAGAUCUGUAGAUGGAAGAAGAUUUGACCUGGAUGAGAAUCAUUUGAUUGAGGAGCUAGGAGUACUGUAGAAUGCAACGCAACUUGAAUGAGGGAGCAUGAAAGAGAUGAAGGUUCAAGGACUGUUAAAUUAGGGCACCGACAUGAUUUCUCCAUUCACAGAUUAUAUAAGGUUGUAUGCUAAUGUUGCACGCCUCGCAAAUAUCAUUGUAUCAAUUUAACAGAAAAGAUACCAGCUGUAUAGCAGUGAAAUAGUUUAGUUUAAAUUCAAAUUGUGUUUAGCGACUCAUUUUGAAGGAUGACUGAAAAUUUUGGGUAGACAUUGAUGGAUUAUUUUUACUAAGUUCAGUGUUGCAAAUAUGGGAACUGUGAUAACAUUAAGUGAUGCUGCAAGCUUACAACAAGAUCCCACUAUACAAGCCUACAACAAGAUCCCAGUAUACAAGCCUACAACAAAAUCUGGUACAAGAUGUGCCGAAACUCCCAUCUGCACAAUGCACAGUUUUGAAUUUCAUGACUCGUCUGAUCUUUUCAAGAACAAUGGUUAACUACAUUUUCAGAACAUGGACAUACUGGCACAUCUGGAAGCAGAGAUUUUCUAUUAAUUUAAAUGAAUUCCUUUCUGAAUUUAUGAUUGCACACAUCCUUCACUUCAGGCUUGUGAGUUUGCAAAAUGCUUUUGGAACUUUCAAGAUCAACCCGGAUCGACCUUUGUCAAAUCCAAAGGAAACAUUCAGUAUUCUUAGAGAAAAUUGAUUUACCGUAGUCCGUGUCAACUGUAUUUUUCCCCCAAGGGUGAAUUGCCUGGAGUUGUAUUUACACAAAAAAUCCUAAAUAUAUGCUCCUGACUGCUCGCAAAUCAAGUUACCUUUCAUUCAUUCAGAGUUCUUGUACAACCAUGGAAAGUUUACUAAACUGCACAGUACAUUGUAGGUGUACAUGACCUUAAUUGGAGAAAAAAUUACAUUUAUCCCAAUGUGUUAUUUUAUAGGGUUGUCAAUAUCAUGCCUUAUUCAUGUACAUGUAAAUGGACUGCACAGUGUAUUUAUGUACUUGUCAUGUACAUGUACAUCCUGUUUGAUAGCAGUAUUCAACCAUUGUGCAGUCAGCAUGUACAUCUGUACCACCAUUUAAAAAACAAUUUGAGCAUAAAAAUAUAUGUACUCUUGAUUUUUGUUAAAGAGAAAGACAGAACCAAUCCUGUAGUUAAUCAUUCUCAAUUUAAAAAAAAAGGAAAACUGUUAAAGAGGAACAUUAAUUGUAUUUUUGUAGGCCUACCUGUUAUACAAUGUAUUCUGUACAUGUAGAUAGGCCUACAAUGAAUGUGAAAAUUCAGAUUAUUAAGGCUUACAUACUUGUAGCACAUUAUACGUUGCCAUAUUUUGACAGUCUGUAGUCGUUAUUUGUCUAAAAGCACCUCUUUUCAAAAUCAAUGCAUGGAAUUUGAAUAUUGAGCCUGUGUUAGUAUAAAACAAAGUCAAUUUGACAUUUGAGUUUUGACCUUUAUUUAAGCAGAGACCAAAAGUAACCCAUUCUCAAGUAGUAGCAUUCAUGUCUUCCAUAAGUUCCAUUAUGCCCAUUAUUGCAUUAGGUUGCUUGUUAAUUAUAUAUACACAUGUACUUGCCUUUCCCCCAACAUUGGUCUCAAGUUCUUUUCCAUCAGGUAAACCUUUAUUUACAGGUCUUUUAGGACAUAUUUUACAAACUGAAGCCCAGUUGCUUAUUCUUUAUUUUCUAUCUGGUUUUCAAUCCGCACAUCGUUUACAUUUUAUAUCAUUUCACCAUUGAAGUGUGAUGGGAAUAGUGGGGUAAGAUUUUUUUUAGCUGUUUUUCUCAUUUAACUGUUCAUUAUAGAGUAUAUGAUUUGCAAAUUAAUGAUAGAUUUUUAUAUGUGUAAUGGUAUUUUGCAUGCCAAAUGUUGGUAGCUGGCAAAUUUAGAAUUGAGUUCUUUAAAUCAUCUUUUGAAGAUAUAUAUACUGAGAUUUAUGAUUACAAGAUUAUCAUUAAAAUGACUAUUUGGUGAUAAUUAGAGUAGAAAAAAAUUAUUUACAUGUAAGUUUGAUAAUAAAACUACAUGUAUAUUGAAUAUGUACUACAUAGUAUACAUGGUGAAAAAAAAAUGUUUAAAAACUAUUAAUCAAUGGUGGUUUAUAGGUCUAUAGGUUUAUAGGUCUCCUUCUUUUAUACUUUUUUUAAAUAUAAUUUUUAGGGAUAGAGAUGUUUGAAUAAUUUCAAAAAGCUAUAAAUGUGCAUGGUGUAAACACUUUGUGUAUUUGAAAUGCUAAUACAAGAGUUGAAGUUUGAACCUGUUUUUUAUAAAAACAGAGGAUGCUCUGCUGUCAUGUGACAACAAGUAUUGUUAUUGAUCAGUUACCCAUGACUCUCUUUUUCAUCCUUAUCAUUAAUAAAUUUGUGCAUACAGCAUCUUUUUGAAAAAUUA